AUGAUUUGGUACGUGCGACCAAUCCACUCCCAUGUAAUCCUAACUAAGAUCGCAACGGAGUUGUCUAAGACCUAUUCAUGCGCCCUGGAGACUUCCCUCAAAGUGAGGCUAUGGCGGGGCAGCGGUUUGAGUGCCAAGUUCAAGAGCUUGGAAUCUACUUUCCUCUCGCCUCGAACCACGCAGCUGGACGCAGUCUUAGACGACGGGAUUUCCUAUGUUCAAACAUCAGAGGUAACUGCAAUCGAGCAUGUACCUAGCGAGUUGUUCGAGGAGCCAGCACGUAACGAAACGUGGACAAACUGCCUUAUCCUAAUUCAUGAUUUCGAAGCCUUCCGAGCGAUCUUUGAUGAAACCCCUCAACUUCAUAUUGUCGGAAUAACUGGGCGGAGACACCAUUCUGAGAAAUAUGUUGUUGCCAUAUGUAAUGGAUGCUUGGCCUGGCUCGAUAGAAUCAACUUCCCGUUAUUGCGAGUAUCCGAUCAUCACUGGAAUCCAAGCCAGCGUGAGAUCGAUGUGUACGGUGCUUCCGACGCAGCCAAGAGAGCUCAACAACGAUUUCUCCAACACGUCACAGGGGUGGUCUACUCGGCAACACACGUGAAGAGUCUCUACCAAUAUUAUGAGAAUAAUAUCUACAACGAUUCUUUGCGAGCAGCAGUCAGGUGGCCCUUCUUCAGACGCGACUUCCAGAACUCCCGUGCUGGGGUCAGAAGAAGAUUUUUGCAGUACUGUGUUUUUGUUGCCCUUCAUUCUCUUGAAGACUUAAAACAUGCUAACGACCAUGAGAUGGUUGGAAGAGACCAGGAAAGCUGGUCUCGGUUUUUCGAACGUUUGUGUAUGAGAAGGUCCGAACAGCUAGCGUUGGACCCGUUGGCCGAGAUGCAGACUGUGUCGCUUCUCCAAGGAAUUUUGGAAGCAGCUUCUGACGAGAUCAGUCACCCUGCACCGACAUUCGACACGAGGUACUCGGCCAAGCAGAAUAUUGAAAUGAUCUGUACUUUGUUGGAUUGCGAUAUGGAGUCAGGACUUGCUUCAAUUGGAAACAUCGAAGAAGAAAUACUGACGCAGACUCUACUAAGAUGUACAAUCUUCGCAGGCCUUGACAAGAUCGACGUCAUGGGAUUCAAGGAGCAGAUGUGCAUGUAUGUGCCAAUUGGAUAUCCCGACGUGGAUGGCCUUCCGGCUCAUCUAGUUCAAACGAUCUCGCACGAUACAGUCAAUGCCACACGAGCCAACAUUUCUUAUAUCUAUCGUCUCGCGCCAUCAUUACAGAAGCCUGAGAAUGACAUGCUCGUGGUGUUAUGCUUCUGCUCGUUAUCUGAUACGGUCGACCCUGCGAUUAGCGAAUGGGUCAACUCAUCAGAAGGCACUAAAUUUUACCAUCGGACAAUAGGUGGCUGUCAGAAUAAGGAGGCAUUUGGACAAAUGUGUUUAAGGAUACUCGCCUUACUCAGCUUCCAGAAGAUGCUUUCUUGCCGGAUACACACGACGUCAGAACCAACUCAUAGUUCUUACCUAUAUGAUUUCUGCAAGCUUUUGGACGGCGAGACGCUUAAUAACACCCAAACCGUCAUGGAGAGAAUGGCUCUUUCCCUUAAACGACGGAUGGACAAGGAAAACUCUGAUGGUAUCCGUGAUCUUUUCCGUGCGGUCACGGAAGUUCCGCUUCAUAUUUGUGAUGGACAAUCGGACGAAUACUGGACAUGUAGAUUGGAGUGGGAGUCAUAUCAUCAGGAUGCUUUGCAUGCGACGAUGGCAUCAGUCCAGAUGAUUCAGGUGCAGAUGGAGGAAUAGUGCAUAUAGGAAGAUGAGAUGUGGUGAUACGCUGUACGAUACAGUUUAGUCAUGG
Truncatella angustata is the source of this 1849-nucleotide messenger RNA. RefSeq lists its product as uncharacterized. Bases 1 to 1794 code for a protein of 597 amino acids. The transcript is spliced from 4 exons. The record is from RefSeq and is a predicted model, not a curated record. Lineage: Eukaryota; Fungi; Ascomycota; Sordariomycetes; Amphisphaeriales; Sporocadaceae.